This is a messenger RNA of Drosophila busckii, 3467 nucleotides long. RefSeq names its product exostosin-3 (gene botv). Gene Ontology annotation, molecular function: glycosyltransferase activity. NCBI's taxonomy places the organism in Eukaryota, Metazoa, Arthropoda, Insecta, Diptera, Drosophilidae. The transcript is spliced from 3 exons. The record is from RefSeq and is a predicted model, not a curated record. The coding region runs from base 66 to 2972 and encodes 968 amino acids. Gene Ontology annotation, cellular component: membrane.
UGGUUGUAAAUAAACAAUAAUUUUUAGGGAAAAGAUUAUUGUAAAGUGGAAGAGCAAGCUGGGUUAUGUCCGUGGCCUUUGACCUGGACAAACCAUUGGACAUGGACAGUGGCAAGGAAAAGCAGGUACUGAUAACAGCUGGUCCGAAUGCAAGGCACAACAUAAGUAUCUCAUGGAUGCGGCGCUGUCGUCACUACAAGCUGGCUAUAAUAAUACUUCUGCUCUUGGUGCUGCUUCCACUGUUAGCCCAUCGCAGAUUGCUGAGUGCCGAGCAAGAUGCACAGCCAACAGAUGUACAUCGCAGUCGACCACUGCUGGAUGCUUAUGAAGAUUUCAGUGCUAUGCGCGCAAGCGAUUUGAAGAUGCGCAUUGAAGAGAUGCUACGAAUAAAGAGCACCGUGUCCGUGGAGCUGCGCGAACUGGAAUCACGUCGACAAAAGCUGCAAUCCGACAUCAGUCAGUAUAAUCAAAAGAUUGAAGAGCUCAAGCAAGAGUUAUUGCGCGAACAAACAGAGUUGGAGCGCCUAAAAAUCAGCGUGGAGCAGGCGCAGGUUGCGCAACAAGAAGCUGUGCAACGCAAUACGCCCGAACUGGCGCUGCCACGCACACUAUUGCCCAGCGUGCUACCACGCAAGAUGCUUGCCGUUGGCAGCGACGUAUCCGACGCUUGCGAAAUGCACAAUUGCUUUGAUCACUCGCGCUGCAGUCUAACCUCUGGCUUUCCAGUUUAUCUCUACGAUCCAGAUGUCCAUAGCGUGCAGCGUGCGGGCUACGAUAUAGACGGCUUUCUGAAGACUACACUCAAGCAAACUCUAGGCUACAAUGCACACAUAGUGCGUGAACCCAAGCAGGCUUGCAUCUAUUUAGUGCUCGUGGGUGAAGCGCUCUUGGAACAGGAUUUGCUGCGAAACAAUCGUUAUGCUGCACAAGAGGCUGAGCAUCAGCAACGCGCCACAGCUGCGAACGACAAGCAGCACAAAGAGUCACCCAUUGAUAUGCAAAAGCUUUACGCGCUGCCCUAUUGGGGAGGCGAUGGACGCAAUCAUGUGUUGCUGAAUCUCGCGCGACGCGACUUGAGUUCCACGCGUAACAACCCUUUGCUGGGUCAGAACACCAUGCGUGCCAUUGUGGUGCAAAGCAGCUUUGAGCGCAACCAGUUUCGUCCAGGCUAUGAUCUCAUAGUGCCACCCAUAUUGGGACCACCUGGCGGUGAUGUGUGGCAGGAGUGUGCCAGCAUGUUGCCAGCACGGCGCAAGUAUUUGUUGUCCUUUCAAGGUGAACUACGUCCAACAGGCAUAGUACAGACUGCUGCUCAACCACUAGAUGACUUUAUUUUGGAACAUUUAAAGGACAUGUCACAUGGCGCUACACAGGAUCAGUUUCAGCUGCAGUUUGAGUGUGUUCCGGCUAUAGAGCAGCAUCAGGAACUUGCCUUGGUAGACUGGACGCUAUGCGGUACUGAAUCCUCUCGCAAGCAGCUGCUCAAGGAUUCUACAUUUGCUCUUAUACUGCCGCCGUUGGGUGCACGUGUUAGCUCCACUUUGAUGUUGGCGCGUCUUUUUGAAGCGCUACGCUCGGGUGCUGUACCCGUCAUUCUGGGUGCCGACGAGCUGCGUCUACCCUAUGCUGAGACCAUUGAUUGGCGUCGUGUGGCAGUGUUGUUGCCUAAAGCGCGCAUCACAGAGCUGCAUUUUCUGCUGCGUGCCGUGCAAGAUGCGGACUUGCUACUACUGCGUCGUCAAGGGCGCCUCAUCUGGGAGCGUUAUCUUAGCUCUGUGCAAGCAACAGUGGACACAUUGAUUGCCAGUUUGCGUGAUCGUCUUGGCAUACCGCCACGUCCAGUGGUCAAUAUUAUAGCGCAAAGUGUGUUCAACAGCAGCUUUAUACCGCUAAAGUCCGAGCCGCCAGUGGGUAUGGAUACGGAGCCGGAGGAAUCACUGGGACCAAUAGAGCCGCCUUAUCCCAGUCCUGCUUUUCGCCGUAAUUACACUAUUUUGCGACUGCAAUCGAAGGAGGCUUGGAACGAUUGGUUCGAUCCUUUCUAUCUCUACCCACAGCUGCCAUUUGAUCCUGCACUGCCCUCAGAGGCAAAGUUCAUGGGCUCGCAUACAGGCUUUCGACCCAUAGGCAAGGGCAUUGGCGGCGCCGGCAAGGAGUUCAGCGAAGCUUUGGGCGGCAACUAUCCGCGUGAGCAGUUCACUAUAGUGAUGCUUACCUAUGAGCGCGAGCAAGUGCUAAUGGAUUCGUUGGGACGGCUCUAUGGUUUGCCAUAUUUGCAUAAGGUAGUGGUGGUGUGGAACUCACCCAAGCCGCCUUUGGAUGAUUUGCGCUGGCCGGACAUAGGCGUGCCCGUAUCCGUUGUGCGUGCGCCACGCAAUUCGCUUAACAAUCGCUUCUUGCCCUUUGAUGUUAUUGAAACAGAAGCAGUGCUAUCAGUGGAUGAUGAUGCGCAUUUACGCCACGACGAAAUACUCUUUGGAUUCCGUGUUUGGCGUGAGCAUCGCGAUCGAGUUGUUGGCUUUCCGGGACGCUAUCAUGCGUGGGAUCUGAGCAGCAACAACAUGUGGCACUACAAUUCCAACUACAGCUGUGAGCUGAGCAUGGUGCUGACUGGUGCCGCCUUUAUACACAAGUACUACAUGUAUCUUUAUACCUAUCAUAUACCUCAGGCCAUACGUGACAAGGUGGAUGAGUAUAUGAACUGUGAGGAUAUUGCCAUGAAUUUUCUAGUCUCGCAUAUGACGCGCAAGCCACCUGUUAAGGUCACCUCACGCUGGACUUUCCGCUGCCCCGGCUGUCCAGUUUCACUCAGUGAGGAUGACACACACUUUCAAGAGCGACACAAAUGCAUCAAUUUCUUUAGCCAAGUGUUUGGCUAUACGCCACUGCUCAACACACAGUACAGAGCGGACUCAAUACUCUUUAAGACGCGCAUACCGCAUGAUAAACAAAAGUGCUUCAAGUACAUUUAGUCAUGCUCUCAUCCUCAUAUCAAAGAGCGAGCGUACUUAUGCCGACUCACUCAAGCUGACUUGACUCUUAAGCUUCUAUACCUUAACUAGCUUAACUUAGUAAUUAAGAGAGUGCACACACACGUAAAGCGUUGCCAGAUGUACACUCUUAUACAAUUAUCAUUUUUAAUCUGUGUUUAAGAGAGCGCAAUGGCAUGCCGCUUAAGCUCUUUCUUUAAGUUAAAAUACUCCGUUUGUUUGUCGCUUAGUUACCUCAACCUUGUAUAGUUUUGCCAAAAGCUUAAUUGGCCGCUCACUGACAAAGGCAUUUAAUACCCUGCUGAAUUUUUAUCAAUUCUGUUUUCUAUUUGUAUGUAUAUAUAUUUAUCCAAAGAGUUUGUAAGACUUUAGUUGUAAGUAUGCAGCCAUGUUUUUUGUACGUAUAAUGUCGAUAGUCAUAAAAUUUGCUUAAUUUUUUUUAGCAACUUGUAAGAAAAAAAUCAUAAACAUAUGGUA